AUGGACAACAUCACUCCCACGGGCACGACCAAAGAGCGUGGCGAGACACAUGGAGGAGAUGGCGGCUACCUACAGGAGAUAAGGAAGUUCGAGGCGUACGAGGCUGUUCCGUUGCCGCUGAUCCUGACGCACCUAAAAGCAGGCAGUGAUCGACCUUCGCGCAACUGCAUCUGCAAACCAGCAUCGGGCGCUCACCACAAACAACCCACUGUCCUCCUCAAACCAAAGGAGAAGUACACCAUCCUAAUUGACAUCGACAAUACCAUGAACGACUGGGACAGACAAUUCAGGCAAGCGGCACAUACAUACACUGACCCUGAGGAGCGGUUGCAUUAUUGCAUGGAAGAUAACUUGGUUGGUGAGUUACUGAAGUCUUUGCCGGACCAUUUUCGAGAACUAAAGGGGUUUUGGAAGUCCAUGCCAAUGGCUGAGGGUUGUCGUGACGCGGUGUUGGAGAUGAUGGAGUUAGGUUAUGAUGUGUACUUCUUGACGAAGCCAGACUCUAAAUACCUGGGACGAUCUUGUGAAGAGAAGGCCGAAUGGUUGGAACGACUUUUUGGAGCACAAUUUAAAUCCCACAUGAUUCCAUGCUGCGACAAGACACUUGUCAAGGGACACGUGCUAAUUGACGACAAUCCCACUACCAGCAAAGGCUCACGUAAUCCGGAAUGGACUCAGGUGUAUUAUUGCCAACCAUAUAAUGCCUCACAAGAAGGACUUCGACUUUGUGAAUGGAAAGACUGGAAAGAGGUACUACCCAUACCUGUCGCCGCCCUACCUGAACCAGCGAUGGACGCAUAA
Gregarina niphandrodes is the source of this 801-nucleotide messenger RNA. Its product is annotated as putative 5'(3')-deoxyribonucleotidase. Gene Ontology annotation, molecular function: 5'-nucleotidase activity. Lineage: Eukaryota; Apicomplexa; Conoidasida; Eugregarinorida; Gregarinidae. The transcript is spliced from 2 exons. Bases 1 to 801 code for a protein of 266 amino acids. Gene Ontology annotation, biological process: pyrimidine deoxyribonucleotide catabolic process. The record is from RefSeq and is a predicted model, not a curated record.